Molecule: messenger RNA, 567 nt
Organism: Scutellospora calospora
Lineage: Eukaryota; Fungi; Glomeromycota; Glomeromycetes; Diversisporales; Gigasporaceae
Source: the annotation of a GenBank genome assembly
AAUUUACUUUAUCAUGCCUUUAAAGAAGUAUGUUUAGAAAUAUAUCCAAUUUGGGAUCACAAAAUAUUGACUAUUGCUAGUAGUAGUGAUGAGAAAAAAAUGUUUUUCCAUAUAUCAACUUUUGAUUUACAAGAAAAAGAUAUUAUUAAUAAUAUUACCAACAAAAGCUUAUUUUCUUUACAAAUGCUUAAUACCCUGAAGAUAAUAGAAAAAAAAUGUAAUGAAAGUAGUAAAACAUUAUAUAAGUAUAUCCAUUCAAAGAGAGCGAUAUUUCUAAAAGAUAGUUCAGUCUUUGAUUUUAUACUUUAUCUAUCUAAUGAUGAGGCACCAGUUAUAGAUAGUCCUCUCUUGGAUAUUUUGAAAGAAAAAUUAUCAAUUGGAGAUGGGAAAAUACUAGAAAAAAAUAGAGUUGAAGACCCAUUACAAGGUAAUAAAAUCAAUGCUAGGAUAAUUAGAUCUGAAGUAGAAUAUAUAGAAAAAUUACUUAAGGAGUAUAAAAUCGAAGCAGAAUCUCAAUACUUACUUUGUAAUCAAGAGCAUACUAGUGAUAAUGUAUAUAUAAUCUGA